This is a messenger RNA of Prorocentrum cordatum, 699 nucleotides long. NCBI's taxonomy places the organism in Eukaryota, Dinophyceae, Prorocentrales, Prorocentraceae. The record is from the annotation of a GenBank genome assembly.
UGGAUCCUCGGUAUCCAUCUCGUCGCCCCCCCCGCCUGCCCUCGUCGUCCCGAGCUCCCUGCGCGCCGCCGCCGCCGCGACGCCUCCCGCACCGCCGCCAGCCCAAACUGCUCGAACCAAAAAAACCGCCGCCGCGAGGUCGGCCCACCUCUGGAGCGGCCCGCGCGUCCUCCCGUAGGGGCAGCCAUGCUCUCCCGGGCCCUCGGCUCGCUCGCCUCCCGCGGCCCGGCGCUGGGCCGCGCCGCGGCGCGGCCGGCCCUGGCGGGCACCGCCCGCACGGUGACGACCUCGAAGGUCGGCGGCUACGAGGUGUUCGACCACAGCUACGACGCGGUCGUCAUCGGGGCGGGCGGCGCGGGCCUGCGCGCGGCCGCCGGCCUCGUGGGCCACGGCCUGAAGACGGCGUGCAUCACCAAGGUCUUCCCCACGCGCUCGCACACGGUGGCGGCCCAGGGCGGCAUCAACGGAGCCCUCGCCAACAUGACCGAGGACGAUUGGCGCUGGCACGCGUACGACACGGUGAAGGGCUCCGACUGGCUGGGCGACCAGGACGCCAUCCAGCACAUGUGCAGGCUGGCACCGGAGGUGAUCCUGGAGCUCGAGUCCUUCGGCCUGCCCUUCUCCCGCACCCCGGAGGGCAAGAUCUACCAGCGCGCCUUCGGAGGCCAGAGCCUGAAGUUCGGGAAGGGCGGCCAGGCC